AUUACUUGGAGGAGGAAGACAGCAGAGACGGAGGAGACAGAGCCAAGGCAGCUGAAAGAAAGCAAACUCAGCAUGGAAAGAAAACUUGUGUCCUUAUCUCCAUCCAUCUCCGCAUCAGAAAUGGAAAUUAACAGCACCUUCAGCGAUCACCAUAGCAACAGGAACUGCACAGCUGAAAACUUUAAGAGAGAAUUUUACCCCAUCGUGUACCUGGUAAUAUUUAUCUGGGGAGCCUUGGGAAAUGGCUUUUCCAUAUAUGUUUUCCUGCAACCUUAUAGGAAGUCCACAUCUGUGAACAUUUUCAUGCUCAAUCUGGCUACUUCGGAUCUCUUGUUCACAGCCACACUGCCCUUCAGGGUGGACUAUUACCUCAGAGGGUCCAAUUGGAUAUUUGGGGACCUGACUUGCAGGAUUAUGUCUUACUCUAUGUAUGUCAACAUGUACAGCAGCAUUUACUUCCUGACUGUGCUGAGUGUGGUGCGUUUCCUGGCCACCGUUCACCCCUUCCGGCUCCUUCAUGCCACCAGCAUCAAGAAUGCCUGGAUUGUUUGUGGCAUCAUAUGGGUCUUUAUCAUGGCUUCCUCAAUAACGCUGCUGAACAAUGGCUCUGAGCUGAAGGGCAAUGUCACCUCGUGCUUGGAGCUGAAUCGUGAUAAAGCUCCUAAACUGAAGACCAUGAACUACAUUGCCUUGGUGGUGGGCUUUCUGCUGCCCUUCUGCACGCUCAGCAUCUGCUACCUGCUGAUCAUCCGAGCUCUGCUGAAGGCGGAGGUCCCAGAAUCAGGGCUGCGGCUUUCUCACAGGAAGGCAUUGACCACCAUCAUCAUUGCCUUGGUCAUCUUCCUCCUGUGCUUCUUGCCCUAUCAUAUACUGAGAACCCUCCACCUGCUCCAGUGGGAGGCGGAUACAUGUAGCGACCUGCUGCAUAAAGCUGUGGCCAUCACACUGGCUAUGGCGGCAGCCAAUAGCUGCUUCAACCCUUUGCUUUAUUACUUUGCUGGAGAGAAUUUUAAGGACAGACUAAAGUUUGCACUCAGGAAACAUCAUCCACAGGAACCAAAGUGCUGCUUUCCUUUCUGUGUGUGGCUGAAAAACGAAACAAGAGUAAAGCUACAGGAGAGUUUGCUUCUCCAAAAUAAGAGAGUAAACCGAGAUAAAGGAAAACAUGACAUCUAG
This is a messenger RNA of Budorcas taxicolor (takin), 1176 nucleotides long. It is a transcript of the gene CYSLTR2, whose product is annotated as cysteinyl leukotriene receptor 2. Bases 73 to 1176 code for a protein of 367 amino acids. The record is from RefSeq and is a predicted model, not a curated record. The transcript is spliced from 3 exons. Gene Ontology annotation, molecular function: leukotriene receptor activity. Gene Ontology annotation, biological process: G protein-coupled receptor signaling pathway. Lineage: Eukaryota; Metazoa; Chordata; Mammalia; Artiodactyla; Bovidae. Gene Ontology annotation, cellular component: plasma membrane.